GCAACACGUUGCCAAUGUUCAUCGGGAAGAUGGUAUCUGGACAGUUGAAAUGCCUGGUUUGUCUUGAUGAUAUUCCACAUAUUGAUGAAGCUGUGCACUUAGAGCAUACAAGCCAGUUUGGUGACAAAAUGUACCAAGAUUUGCUGUGAUGUGAACAAUGUUGUGGCUUGUUCAGAAGAUCAUCGUGCUUCGGCCAGCUUGAGCAAGAUGAAAGGAAAUCAUGUUUUUCAUUCUCCAACUGUAGAUACGCCAUCGUCAGCCGCAGUCAAACAAAAGCCGGAAUUGGGAGAUGGAGCAUCAUCAAAGGCCGCGAGAUCAGGCUCGGAACGGCAGCAGAAGAGCAGCUCCCAGUCGCGCCUGUGGACAAUCAGCGCCGACGGCCAGACGUACCAGUGCAGCCUCUGCGACAAGAAGUUCGCCCACCGCACGUACAUGUACCACCACGUGCGCAUUCACACGGGCGUGCGGCCGCACGCGUGCGCGUCCUGCACGCGCUCGUUCCGCUCGUCGUCGGCGCUGUCGGAGCACGUGCGCAGCGCUCACACGGCCGGCGCGCAGUUCAGCUGUGAGCUCUGCGGUCAGACGUUCGUACACUCGUCCAGCCUGCGGCAGCACCUGAGCCGGCACAGGCAGCGCAAGGCGCACCGCUGCGACGCGUGCGGCAAGCUGUUCCAUCGGCCGUCGCAGCUGCGCGAGCACGCGGCUGUGCACUCGACGCGCCGGGCGUUCGCGUGCGCCGCGUGCGGCAAGACGUUCAAGACGCGUUCGGGACUGGCGUACCACGGCCGCAUCCACAGUGGUGCGCGGCCGCACCCGUGCCGCGCCUGUCAGGCGGCCUUCCGCACCAGCUCCAACCUGGCGCGCCACGAUCUGCUGCCAGUGCCUCUGGAGGCCUACCGACCCAUGUAG
Messenger RNA from Pollicipes pollicipes, 909 nucleotides. RefSeq names its product zinc finger protein 324A. NCBI's taxonomy places the organism in Eukaryota, Metazoa, Arthropoda, Thecostraca, Pollicipedomorpha, Pollicipedidae. Gene Ontology annotation, cellular component: nucleus. Gene Ontology annotation, biological process: regulation of transcription by RNA polymerase II. Bases 208 to 909 code for a protein of 233 amino acids. The transcript is spliced from 5 exons. The record is from RefSeq and is a predicted model, not a curated record. Gene Ontology annotation, molecular function: DNA-binding transcription factor activity, RNA polymerase II-specific.